CAGGGUCUCUGUUACUUGGAACUCGAUUUAUUUCUUGGAAUAUUCACAUUUAACAUGGAAAAGGCUGAAUGUAUAAAGUUUAUUCUGUCGGAUAAAGAUCUCGUUAGAAGGGUGAAAGAAUGGAUCUCAAAAAGGGAAGACAUUCAACAAGCAAGUUUAGCUGCAUCCAGUUUCAAUUCUAUGGCUCUUGAUCACUUUUUAACAUCCUUGUCCAAUGAUGAUUUCGAUCAGAUGAUUCAAGAUCUUGACAUCGGAAAAGCAUUAACUGCAUCGAGGAGUUGUACUUCAAGUAGAGAUGGCUUGGCUAGUGCUUAUGAUCAUGUUAUUACCAAACUUGAUGAUGACAGUCAUGAUAAUGAUGUAGAAUGGGAUAUAAAUGCAAUGACUAACUUGAAGAUCACUCCCUCAAAACCGGAAAUCAAAUCUUCAGAAAUUACUGUAUCCAGAAUAGAAGUUUCAAGUGACUAUCGAGUUGUAUUUGAUGUAUAUGAUGAGGAUGAGGAUAAAGAUUUGAAAACUAAAGCCAAUCCAAUGGCAGCAACCCGGAAUUUCCCACCAGCACCAGAAAGCAAGACCCAGGAUACAGAAGAAUUGAAUGUCCAUGAUCAAAGAAACCCCAACAAAUGCAGUAACCCAGGAGAGGAAGCGACUGCUUUCAGAUCCCCAGGGAGUAUGGAUAUGACAGAGAAUAGCCCAGAUUCACAAACCUUUGAUUAUUCAAGUACUGAAGAAGAUGGAAGCCAGCAAAAUUAUGUCAGAAAUGAACCUAUUCCAAGGCGAACAAGUAAUAUGUCUGAUCCUGCUGAACAAAAUAGUGCAUUUGAGCAAUGUGAUCAUGACUUGCGCCAGCCAAGGUUGUUGGAGGCAUCUGACAGAAGUUCAGUGGUAGGCAAUAGUGAUCAAGGUCCCCCAGCAGUGACCUAUGGGACAGUACGUAGGGCAUCGACUGAAGACCGUGCAAGAGAACAUGCAUAUCCUAGUCCUCUAUCUGGAGACUUAUACCAAUCUGGUAACUACCAGCAUUCUCAUGGACCUAGGCUUGAAAAUCUUGGAGAUGCCAGGCAAUCUACUAGAUUUCCUGAUCAAAACCCUGUUCAAAACCCAUUGCAGCAGCUUCCCGUAGGCUUACAAUCGCCAAAUCCAAACUCCUCUCAGCUUAAUUUUCAAAAUCCUUGCCAGCUACCACCUGAGACUUUGCAUGCUAUUGUGAUGAUGCUUAAUAGAGAGUUAAUAAGACGAGGCAAUCAACCCAUAAGAUGUGACAGCUGUGCUAAUUUACAAGCAGAGAUUAAAAAUCUGAGAAAGAGCUCUAGAUGUCUUGGGCAGCAGUUAGAGCUACUCAAAUGGAAUUAUAUUCUCCUGGAGGAAUUCAUCAAGCAUUUAGAAGAGAUUCUAAAGCAGAAAGAAAAUGAUAAUAAAGAAAGCCUUCAGGUUAUUCGUUUUUUUCAUGAGAAAAUGGUUGAGAGGAAAAAUGAACUCUCAAAUUUAAAAAAAGAAAUAGAAGUAAUGAGAAAUAAAUUUGAGGAAGAAAGAAAGCAACUUUAUGAGAAAGCGGACAAUGAAGAUAAGGAACAAUCACAACUCUGUGAGCAGAUGAAAAAACAAACUGAGAUGCUUGAAAGAGUGAAUGAGAAAGUUUGUAAUGAACGGCAUGAGAAUCAAGUUUUACAGGAAAAACUGAAGCAAAAGUCUGAGGAAUCGCAAAAGGAAAAUCAGUUGCUAAAAGAGGAAAAUAAAAGGCUAACAAAAAAGUUAAAGGCUUCAGAAGCACGAGUAAACCAAUUAGAGCUAAGAAAUCAGACUUUGGAGGAGGAAAAGAGGACAUUAAGAGAAGCUUUUCAGCGUCUUGAAGAAGAAUACAUUUGCCGUGAGGCCCAGUUCAAUGAAAGAAUCAACCAGGAGAUAAAACAGCUAAUGGACUUGUUUGAAAAUUUAAAAGACCUUGCUCAAAGGCAUGGGUUUUUAAACUCUUUUGCUGGUUUAAACUUAGAGAGAGAGAAUGACAGUAAUUUUCCUCCACCUUAAAGAAUUAUUCAUUCACCAAACAAGACUAAAUUGAAGGCAGUGCUUCAUGGUAUUUCAUGGAUGUCUUCCUAGCCAAUGAAUGGUUUUUGAAUUUUAACACAAAAACAACACAGGUGGAUAAUAGUUGCUCACCAUGUUAUGCAUGCAUUAAAACAUGUCAUGUCUUAAUAAAUGUAAUUUAUAAGUACAUAAGUGUCUUAAUUAAUGAUGGUUUUAACUAUAUACAUAAAAACUUUUCAUAGAAUAAGAUAGGAUGUGAAACGUCAUUUUAUUCAGUCAUUAAAUUUUAACCUCUCAUGAAAUUGCUAUUGAGUAGGAAGCUCCACAUUUUAAAAUUACAAAAGAAUAUUAUUACAAUUAUUUGAAAAGUAUUUUCCUGAACACAUAUAUAUCUUAAAGUGCUUUAUGAGGUUUUUUCAAAAUUAACUGUCAGAGCCGAAGGAGAUCAGUUAAGCUAGGUCGAUCAUUCCAACACCAAAAGGAUUUCUAUGAUGCAUAAGCCUCAGCUUAAAUGUUGGCUGUUGUUGACAUUAAGCACAGCUAUUUACUUAUCUCAAAAUAUGUACUUCCAUGUUUUUGACAAGAAUGAUGAGGAACUAACCAUUCCAUCUAUUCCCUUUAGCUCUGACAACCUUAUAUUUAUUGCUCUGAGGUGUGUGUUAUAUA
Molecule: messenger RNA, 2691 nt
Organism: Actinia tenebrosa (Australian red waratah sea anemone)
Lineage: Eukaryota; Metazoa; Cnidaria; Anthozoa; Actiniaria; Actiniidae
Source: RefSeq, a predicted model, not a curated record